Arabis nemorensis is the source of this 219-nucleotide messenger RNA. The record is from the annotation of a GenBank genome assembly. NCBI's taxonomy places the organism in Eukaryota, Viridiplantae, Streptophyta, Magnoliopsida, Brassicales, Brassicaceae.
AUGGUAAACACAGGUUCCACUCCUGUGGUUGUUCACCCGCACUAUCACUAUCUUUUGGUCAUUGGUGACGACAAGUCAUUGGAGCUGUGGAACACGUUUAUGAACAAACGCAUGAAUGUACCGGCUCAUGAAUCCGCCAUCUCUGCUCUUGCUAUGUCGUCUUCAACAAAAAUUAUAGCGUCCGCUAGCCACGAAAAGUCUCUAAAGUUUUGGACAUAA